AGUAUUCACCGUCGGCUCUGAAGCGCCUCCAGGUUGAGUUGAUUUUGCGACAGCGGCGUCCAACUCCAACUCCGCCACCACAUCACCAAUUACCGCCGACAGCCAACUCUCCUCUUCCGACUCCUCGACAAAAUGGGCUCACAAAAUGUCGGGCAGACCUACGGAUGCGAGGACUACUACUGGUCAGACCUGGACUCAGACUCCGAUAGCGAUAAGCCUAUGUCUGGUCAUUCGCCGACGAACCUCAUACCAGGGGAUACGUCUGCAUCUGCGCAAGCGACUACUACGAAUCCUUCGACCGCUGCUCCGGCCUCUUCCAUUCAGAGUGGUGUCGAUGGCGAUGUAGGAGUGUCGACAGCCGCGACCACUCUGACCACUACUCAUACCUCCUCCGCUCCGAACAUCGAUGGCAACGUGGCAUAUCCCACUCUCCCUACUCUUGGUCAGUCGUCAUCUGGAGCCCCUGGUUCGAAGGGGGCCCAGUCGGGUGGACCUCAUCCUACAUUGUUCGGGGGAGAACAUACACGUGGGAAGAAGCGUGCGCGAGAGAGUCCUCCAGAAGAAACGGGAAGUCUUAAGAAGCCGCAAACUGCCUCCCGUAAGGAAGCGGGGCAGCAACCAAGCCCCAUCACCAAGGACCACCUCCUGAAUCUUCUCCGCACCGGCCAGUAUAGUGACUACUGCAUCAAAUGUGCGGACAUAGGGUGGCGCGUCCACUUAAUGGUCCUGACAGAUCGCGCGAGCGGAUUGCUCCCACCAGACUUCUCGCCUGGCAGCAGCUGCACCAUCACUGAGCACAGCCCUAUCAUCAUCGAGAGCUGCCUCGAAUUCGCCUAUUCAGGUGACUACUCAGAUCCCCAAACAGACGUAUCAGCCAGUGUCAGCCAUGACCCCGGCUCUUCCGAACAUCUGCCACUGCACCACCACAUCUUACUAUUCGGUGCGGCGGCCGCGUUCGAAAUGCCAGAUCUGAUGACUCUGACGCUCGAGAAGUUUCAGGCACAUUACCAGCGGGAGGGAUGGAAUAAAGCGGAGUACGAGGCGGCAUUGCGUAAGUGUCGUGAAGUCUAUUCGCAGUGGGAGCACUUGGACGAUCGGAUGAUGCUCUUCUUUCACUACAUCGGGGUUGAGGGAAUAAGGCUAGAGAGUGCAUCGAAUCUGGCAAAAGGCAUGGAGGAGGAAGAGGCGGCCGGAGAUGGGUACUAGAUAGUAAAAGGCUUUUUAGAUAUAUUGGGGAGAAGGGGGGGCGGGCGACGGGAUUGAAAAGGGACCUGGCGUGAGAGCAGUGAGUUUGGUAAUGUUCCGGCAUGCAAACCAUACGCUCCGGAGGCCUCACAGCAUCACGACCAAGUCACAACCACGCCCCCAAUGUUAGAGCUUCAGCAACUGACAUUCCUAGCAGCUUUGUAUUCAGCAUUUCGAUAGUUCUUCACGAUGCUCCCAGAGGAUGGUAAACGUAAUAUCGUUGUCUGAAUAAUUUGGUG
Messenger RNA from Mytilinidion resinicola, 1484 nucleotides. RefSeq lists its product as uncharacterized. The record is from RefSeq and is a predicted model, not a curated record. The coding region runs from base 133 to 1206 and encodes 357 amino acids. NCBI's taxonomy places the organism in Eukaryota, Fungi, Ascomycota, Dothideomycetes, Mytilinidiales, Mytilinidiaceae. The transcript is spliced from 3 exons.